This is a messenger RNA of Hevea brasiliensis (rubber tree), 3877 nucleotides long. RefSeq lists its product as uncharacterized. The coding region runs from base 162 to 3689 and encodes 1175 amino acids. Lineage: Eukaryota; Viridiplantae; Streptophyta; Magnoliopsida; Malpighiales; Euphorbiaceae. The transcript has 9 exons. The record is from RefSeq and is a predicted model, not a curated record.
CUAUUUUCUCCAUCCUCUUAGCCCUAGGCCUAGCCAACUCUCUCGCUCUUUUUGUCAGUCGUGUGUCUCUGUUCCUUUUACUCCAAUUUCGCUCAAGUCUAUCUCUAAAGUUCAUUGAUUUUGUAGAGUGUUAAUAGCUUGGAUUUUGACUUCGUAUUUGGAUGAUGGGUUCUCUCGGAGACGCUGAUACCCAAAUUAAACCAAUGCAAGAUAACCAAAAUCCCCAUUCCUCCUAUACCGAUACUCAGCCCUUUGACUCUCAGAUUUUUCCCUCUUCCUUGCCUGGUGAAAAAGGUAGCAACGCUAAUGAGGUACAAUUGGUGCAAAGUACUGUACCCUUUGAUGACACUAUUCCAAUAGAAGAUGCAUUUGAGACUCAAGUAGUUGAUCUUGGAGAUGAAACACAAGUACCGGAUGAUCCUCUUUGCCUUGAACACAUGGAUACUCAAUUAAUAGAUGAUUUUAAUAGUGAUGGUGAAGGAACGGAUAAAACUCAAGUUUUGGAUUAUAGUGAUGGGUUUUCUGAUGAUGAAUCUCAAGGAAGAGGCAAAUGUGAAUCAUUGGAUGGUGAGAGGAGUAGGCAUACUUCUCUUGAACACAGUGAGAACAUAUUGGUGGAGAAACCUGAUGAAAACUGUAGUUCCAGACUCAAUGUUUCUCCUGAAACACCAACUGUUCAAGUCAGGCAAGAACCAAAACCUGGUUCUAUUGCAAGAUUUACUUCAGUCCGUGCAGCGUCUUUGCGGGCAUCUGGUCUAGCAGCUUGCAGAAUUUCUUUGGAGGGAACCACCAGGGGUUCUUGCUCUCUCCAGACUAAUAAUCAGCAUUUGGAAGAACUUGCUAUGGAAAAUAAUGGGUCUAAUAUAGAAGCAUGGAAGGAAGUUGAUCAGGUGUGUGGUGCAGGAAGAUACAACAAUGAAGUGAAGGGAUUGAUAAAUGUGCAUGACUGUAAGAUUGGCCGUUCUACAGUGAGAAAACUCUUUGAUGAGGGUUGCUUUGUUGAAAAUGAAGAAUUUGCUUCCAGAAAUGAUAAUACUGCAGGGGGCAAAGAAAUACAUCAGUUUCCCACUUGUUAUGAUGGGUUGGCUGGGUUGAGCUAUAUUGACUCCCAAGAACCUGGAGAAUUGUCACAAGCCAAUGCAUUUGCCUGCGUGCGAAGGUUGAUUGAGGAGAACAAGGCAUUGUUUGAUAAGGAAUUUGACCUGGGAAAGGGUAGUAAGGGAAAAUUAAAUUUUGUUUCAGCCACAAAAGGGCCACAAAGUUUAGCCAAGAAAACCAGCGAUAGAGGCACCAAAAAGAAAACAGGAAUUUUUGACUGGGAUGAUGAACAAGAAGAUGAGGGAGGGGGAGAUAUUUUCUGUAGAAGGAAGGAAGAAUUCCUUGGUUGUGCAUAUCUUGGGCAAAGAUCUUUUAUGAAAACCCAGAAGGCCAACGGAAAACAACUGGACAGAUACACAGAAAAUAAAGGCAAAUCAGAUGUCCAGAAUGAAAUAGUUUUUCAGUCUGAUUCUAAAAUAGUGUUGCAUAAUACAGAACUAAAUAACAAGACAGCACCAGAAGCAGAAAUGAAUUUUGGAAAGAAUCUUGUCAGUGAGUUUGAUGAACAGUCUGAUAUAGCAACUUCAGCAGGGCAAUUGGAAGCUGGUCUUGCCAGGAAUCAGAUGCCGCAAGUGCUUGAUGUAGGUUUGGACACUCAAAUGGCUGCUGAAGCCAUGGAAGUCUUAUUGUAUGGGAAUCGAAUUGCUAAAAUUGAUGCGAAUAAUGUGCCAGGAAAUUCAGUUUCUCAAAAAGGAUCUCCAGGAAGAAAAGUUAAUAAGAGGAUGCCACAAGUUAUUGGGGUUGCCACAAGACAAUCUAAGAAAUCAAAGAGGUUUGGUGCUAAAUCAAACAAACAAACUUCAAUUUCAUCAGAGAAACAUUCUGAGAUUGUCAGAAAUGGGUCUGAUAUGGAUCUAUUAAAGACAAGAAGGAAGACGGCUAAAUCCAAUUUUGAAGUCUCCAUGACCAAUGGGAUAAAAGGGGCAGACAAAACGCCAUCUAAAAUAGCAGGAGUACCUAUUGAAAGAAGCCUACAUGAUAUGCUUGAUGGAUGUCAUGAAUCUGCUUUAACUGGUAGUGGCUCAGUUAAGAAACGGAACUUACCAGAGGAAUUUGCUACUUUGGUACCCAUUGCUCGUAGAACUAGGCUUUCUUUGGUCGCCUCUCAAUUGAAAAGUGCUGAGAAUGUGUGUAGUGGUACUGGAGAAACAAACUGUACAAUUGAGAUCAGUGCCCUCAGACGAAAUAAAGCUGGUGCCAGUGUUAAGGCUGCUAAGUUGUUGGAUGCUAAAGGGAAAUCUUCAGAAUUGGUUUCCAGAAAAUUCGGGCAACGCAAAAAUUUCAAAUCAAAAUUGACAACUAUGAGUAAUGGCAUCAGUUGCCCAAGACUAAGAUCUUGUCGACAAAAAUCAGGUCAACUUAAUGAACCAGACAACUUGGAUGCUCAGUCCAAGGCAUCUACCAGUCUUGCUGAGUUAAACACAAAGAGGAAAACACGAUCCUCCAAAUCAAUUUGUUCACACUCCUCUUCCUUAUACCAAAAUUUCAAAGAAAAAUCAUCACCAAGAAGUGUAGAUAAAUCAGGUUCAGUUGAUGCUGCUCUUAGUUUUACUUCCAUUGGGAAUGGGAAGAAGAAUUUUGUAGAUAAAAUGGGAGCAAAGGAAAAAUUACCUGACAGAAAGAAUAAUGCAUAUUUAUCGCCAUCUGCGAAACAUGAAGUAAUGUCAGAUCAUUUACCAAAUGAGGCAACUGAACCAUCAACUUCAAUGUGUUCUUCCCCAGCUAACUAUACAACCCCUGUGAAUUCUGCAUCACCUGUCUGUAUUGGUAAUGAAUAUUUUAAGCAAUCAUGCAAAAAGAGGCUGUCAAGAUCAUGCCUCAUGAGAGAAGUUGGUAACUUAUGUGCCACAGGGCGAGAACCUAUUUCUGCACUAAAAGAUUCAAGGAAGAGAAGAGAUUUGGCUAAUGUUAGAGUCUUGUUCAGCCACCACUUGGAUGAGAAUACAAUUAAGCAGCAGAAAAAGAUUGUGGACCGGCUUAGAGUUUCCAUAGCGUCCUCUAUUACAGAUGCAACACACUUCAUUACUGAUAAGUUUGUGCGUACAAGGAAUAUGUUAGAAGCCAUUGCUUCUGGCAAACCGGUGGUGACACAUUUAUGGCUUGAGAAUGUUGGACGGGCUAACUAUUAUAUUGAUGAGCAAAAAUACAUACUCAGGGACAUGAAGAAGGAAAAGGAGCUUGGAUUUAACAUGCCAGUUUCAUUGGCACAUGCACGUCAGCAUCCACUUCUGCGGGGUCGAAGAGUUUUUAUCACGCCCAGCAUAAAGCCAGGCAAAGAUAUAAUUUCAAACUUGAUUAAAACAGUUUGUGGUCAGGCAGUGGAGAGAGUUGGCAGAUCAACUCUUAAGGAUGAUGUGGUCCCAGAGGAUCUGUUGGUUUUAUCUUGUGAGGAGGAUUAUGAAGUUUGUGUACCUUUCCUCGAAAAAGGGGCAGCUAUUUACAGUUCAGAACUGCUGCUGAAUGGGAUUGUUACUCAGAAGCUGGAAUAUGAAAGGUAUCAGCUCUUUGCAGAUCAUGUGAAGAGAACUCGUUCUACAAUAUGGCUAAAAAAAGGUGGUGAUGAUUUCAUCCCCGUCACAAAACAUAAAUAGCGUCAUUUUUUAUCUUUUAUUUUUUUCCCCCUUGGUGGGGUAUAGGUUGUUUUCUUUUAUUUAUUUAUUUAUUUUCCCGUUUCUCUCGACUCAUGCAUUUUGGUGUUGAGUGAUAUCAUGUAUAUAAAUAAAAUGGUUUAUCUUCUUGUAUGUUUAAACACUUGAAAUGUAGAAUUCUGUUUCUUUCA